AUGACUUACUUCAAUUGGAUCGAUUUAUGCCAACAGCCAAUACUCAAAGCCUCUUCCGAAAAGUAUGCACAGCUUGUUCACGAUUCGACCACCGAACUCCAUGAACCCAUUCAAUCCAUCUUGUCAACUCUGAAUCGACGCGCCAUGGGAUUGACAAAGUGCGCCAACUUUGAAUCGGCUCUUCGCGAUGCCCACGUUAUGCAACAGGUGUCGCCUACUUCAGCACUUGGAUAUCUAAGUGAGGCCAGCAUUUACAGUGAACAAGGAAAACAGCGUCAAGUCAUCGAUAUCUGCAAGCAUGCUAUACGUUUUGUUCAUACGAAGGAUCUCGUCAAAUUGCAGCAAGUGAUCGCUGAUGCUGAAGACCGUGAGGGCAAAGGCGUCGACUUUAUCAGACAGCUACCUCUCGACAUUGUGAUAUCAACACUUAUUCCCAUGAUUGUUGACAGCGACUAUAUCGAUCCAUCGAACCCAAGUCCCUAUCUGUACGUAUCCCAUUUAUGGCGCAAUUGUAUUCUGCAGUCGAUCGGUGGAUUACGUUUGAGGAUUGGAGCAGAGGAGGAAGACGACGUUUCAGACAUCAUUGAACUUACCCAGCACAUCAAGGCAUUGGAUAUUGAAUGCUAUUCCGAAGGAACAUGGCUAGGAGACUUCAUUGCUGAUAAUGACUUUUCCUCUUUGCGAGAGAUUGAGAUUCGACGUUUCACUACACUACACCUGGGCCAUUUUCUCUCGGCGUUGAAAUCAGUCAGCAGCACCUUGACCCACUUUUUUGUCGACAUGGAGGAUGGACCGGUGUUAGGCGUACCCGAUGUUUUAUUGGUUUGCCCCAAUCUCAUGUCGCUCAGCCUACGUGACGUCUGCAAUGCCGAUACAAGCUCUCUCCCAAUGGCUCCAUGGCCGACAUUGACGACAUUGUCUCUUACCUUUAUACACCGCAUCAUCGCCUGCGAUCAGAUAAUCGAGAUCUGGAAGCAUUUCCCAUCACUCAAGAAGCUUGAGAUUCACCCAUGUCCCGAUAUCCAAUCAGCGCUUAUUGUCUCUGAAUAUUCCUCAACGUUGAAAAAGCUUGAGAUUUCUAUGGAGGGAUCGGAUCUUCGUUUGACCUACACGGAUGAAGGAAACCAUACCCAAGAAGCUGGCAUCACAAAGCUUGUCAUAUGCACCGAUUAUUCGGCUGAAACAACAUGCAAGGACACUAGCUCUAUCAUAAAGCGAUAUCACAACACACUUGAGCACCUUGAAUGGGAUAUGGAUACAAGUUGGGAUACCGAGACUAUUGACAAUAUUCAGUUCCCUCGUCUUACCCAACUUGGUCUCUAUUGGUCUGGAUGGGAGAUGAUACGCCAUGCGCCCAUAUUGGAAGAAUUGAAGUUGACGUUCAGAAUCAUCAGUACACACCCGCAAGUACUUGAUACGAUACCACCGCACUUGAAAUCACUUGAUUUGGACCUCGACGCAUGGCAAUACUAUGAGGAUCAUUCAUCCAUCCUAUCCUAUCUUAAUCGCAUGGCUCGCCAAUCGAAGCUGAAAGAACUUGUGUUGCGUUUCAACAGCCGUGACGACAUUGCCAGUAUUCUUGAUGCCAUCUACCGUCAUGAUCAUCUUGAAUGCCUCAAGAUCAGUUUCACGAGCGAGUGGGAAAGUUAUCCAAUGGAGAGAUUCUUGAACGGUCUUGUCAAAGCAUGUCCCUGUUUAUCACGCCUUGAGCUCAAAUGCACGAAUGCACCUUCAACCCAUUCGAUCGAAACACUCAAACGCCUUCCACAAUUGCACAAGUUUGCAUUCUCCAUCCAUCGGACAUGUGACAAUGACAGCUUUUGGAAUGCGAUCAGAACCUUUCCCCAACUCAAGUGCAUUACUAUCUACCCUUCACCUGUGGCCCAGGAUGCCAGAAUCCUUCAUCUCAACCAACAAAGACCGGACAUGAAGAUCAUCGUUGGAUCAACUCACCUAUUCCACCACCCUUUUCCAUGA
Molecule: messenger RNA, 1977 nt
Organism: Lichtheimia ornata
Lineage: Eukaryota; Fungi; Mucoromycota; Mucoromycetes; Mucorales; Lichtheimiaceae
Exons: 2
Coding region: 1-1977 (658 amino acids)
Biological process (GO): SCF-dependent proteasomal ubiquitin-dependent protein catabolic process
Cellular component (GO): SCF ubiquitin ligase complex
Source: RefSeq, a predicted model, not a curated record